GACAAGCGCCUUGCCCAGAGGGACCCUGAGCCUGAGCAUGGCGGUCGCCUCCCCACAGCUCCUGAGAAGUGGAGGUAUCAUACACUGGCUGGGUGUAAGCUCAGCGAAGGGGCGGGGUGAAGGGAGACAGGAGGAAGGGCCCUCCCACUCCGGAUCGCCCUCUCCCUCAAGCUUCCCCUCCCCCUCAGGCUCCCCUGUCCUCUAGGGCUCCCCCUCCCUUCCCAGGCCGGGAUAUAAGCCCUGCAGGGAAAGCCGAGCAGCAGGGGAGAAGGCCGCAGCUGGACCUGCAGCAGUCCAGCCCUCGGGACUUCCCUGCCUUUCACCUCCUGCUUUUCUCUGCUUCCCGAGCUGUCGUUAUGGUGAAGGGGCGCCGGCCGUGGCCCGCCAUGGUUGCAGUACUACUGGUCCUGCUCGCCUGCCUCGGCGCAAUGGUCGACGCCUACCCCUCCAAACCUGAGGCUCCGGGCGAGGACGCCUCCCCGGAGGAGCUGAACCGCUACUACACCUCCCUACGCCACUACCUCAACCUGGUCACCCGGCAGCGGUAUGGGAAACGGGACAGCCCCGAAGGUCUACUCUCGAAACUGUUCUCCCUGGACAGCGAGGAACAUCCCAUCAAAUCGCGGUAAUGCGCCCACCUCACCACACCGCUGCCCCCUAGAGCCUGGCCUGGUCCUGCUGCGCCACAGAACCCCCACCUUGACGCCACCACUCUCCAGAUUCGAGGCUGGGCUCCCGAGUGACUCCUUUCCUUUCCCUCUACAGCUCAGAAGACGCCUAUAUGUGGUGAUGACCCCCAGGGCCUCCUGGGAGAUAUGCCAACCACACCAACCUCAUUUUCAUAUUUGCUCCUGGCCCCUGGACCUGGAGUCCUCGCCCUGCAGGCUGCUUCUGGGGAGGGCUUAUGGUGGGGUCCCCAGCCCUUUUUUUUUUUGGCUCCCCCAGCCCCUGGGCGGGAGGGCUGUUUAUAGUCCUCCCCUGAUCCCCAA
Loxodonta africana (African savanna elephant) is the source of this 989-nucleotide messenger RNA. Its product is annotated as peptide YY. The record is from RefSeq and is a predicted model, not a curated record. The transcript is spliced from 3 exons. Lineage: Eukaryota; Metazoa; Chordata; Mammalia; Proboscidea; Elephantidae. Gene Ontology annotation, molecular function: neuropeptide Y receptor binding; neuropeptide hormone activity. Bases 357 to 629 code for a protein of 90 amino acids. Gene Ontology annotation, biological process: neuropeptide signaling pathway; feeding behavior. Gene Ontology annotation, cellular component: extracellular region.